AUGGCCCCAUGGGUGCAAUCUUCAUCCGAUUCUGCACUCUUGGCAACAGCCAUGGCCCGCUUGGUCCUCAAUUUGUGGAAGCUGUACGAAGCAGUUACAUGUGCGAUGACAGCAGCAAUGGUGCAGGAGGCAGGAAGUAGUUCUUUACCCAUGCUAUCUUCCUACCUAUCAGACGUUCAUCAGAUGACACCAAGAUGA
Molecule: messenger RNA, 198 nt
Organism: Sclerotinia sclerotiorum 1980 UF-70
Lineage: Eukaryota; Fungi; Ascomycota; Leotiomycetes; Helotiales; Sclerotiniaceae
Exons: 1
Coding region: 1-198 (65 amino acids)
Source: RefSeq, a predicted model, not a curated record